Olea europaea var. sylvestris is the source of this 1114-nucleotide messenger RNA. RefSeq lists its product as uncharacterized. The coding region runs from base 77 to 1099 and encodes 340 amino acids. The record is from RefSeq and is a predicted model, not a curated record. Gene Ontology annotation, molecular function: nucleic acid binding; zinc ion binding. The transcript has 2 exons. Lineage: Eukaryota; Viridiplantae; Streptophyta; Magnoliopsida; Lamiales; Oleaceae.
AUUAUUAGUACUCCAUAUGAAAGACGUGGUCAUCGUCGUUCACCCAUCCCAUUAGUGUACUUGUCAUAAGUCUAUUAUGAAGCCUUCUCUGUCUAAUGUUCCUCCUAUUUGGAAAAAUAAUUGUAAAGGUCGUGAUAGUCCAAGAUCUUCUUUUCCAUGUAGAAAGCAUAUGGACAAUCAUUUUUCGGUGUCAUUGGCUCCAAUUCCUCCCGUUAAGUCCCUUCUAGGUCCUCCCCCGUCUGAUAUUCCUCCAAUUUUGAAAAAUAAGGGUAAAAAUUUUGAUAAUCAUCAUUUGGCUUCAUUGGCUCCACCUCCUCCCGUUAAGUCCCUUCUAGGACCUCCCCCUUCUAAUGGUUCUCCAAUUUUGAAAAAUCAGGGUAGAAUUUCUGAAACUCCAAAGUCUUCUUCUCACUUGUUGUGCGUCAACUGUAAAGACUUUGGUCACAUUUCUUCUAAAUGUCCUAAUCGAACCCUAGUCAUGAAAGAACGAAAGAAUGUAAUAGAGGAGCCGUUAGAAGAUCUAGUCUAUGAACCUAAACUUGAAGAUUUUGAUGACUUGGAUAAUAGUGAGGACACUUCUUUAGGUGGACUCCAGACUCUUCCCGAGACUUUAGAUACUAUACCCCUUGUUUCUGACAACUCUCGGUCACAUGUUAUAUGUCAUACCCUUACCCAAGUUAAAGAGCUUGAUGAUGUCACCAGUCACCCUUGGAAAAUCCAGUCACUUGUGGUUAACACUAAGGCAAAAUUAUCCACCACUGACCAACCUCAAAUUGAUGGUCAAAACAAAAGUGCUAACCAAAAUCCUGACAAUUUAUUACAGUCUCUAGUCCAGAAAAAUCUUAGGAAUUUGGACUUGAUCCCUCCAAUUGUUCAAAUUGCAUAUAACGAUCCAGUGAACUGGUGUUUAGGUCUAAAACCCUUUGAAAUUAUUCUUGGUUGUGAACCUUUGAAACCUCUAGACCUUAUUCUCAUGCACCCACAUGCUUGUGUGUCUAUGUCAGUUGAGGUAGUUGUAUCACAUUUUCAUAGCUUGCAUAUUAAGAUCAAUAAACAAUUUGAAGCAAGUAAAGCAUUAUAUAAACCUCAAGUUGUUUGACAUAAACAAUACUUU